Lingula anatina is the source of this 5575-nucleotide messenger RNA. Its product is annotated as nephrocystin-4. Gene Ontology annotation, biological process: protein localization to ciliary transition zone; negative regulation of canonical Wnt signaling pathway. The record is from RefSeq and is a predicted model, not a curated record. Gene Ontology annotation, cellular component: ciliary base; ciliary transition zone; non-motile cilium. NCBI's taxonomy places the organism in Eukaryota, Metazoa, Brachiopoda, Lingulata, Lingulida, Lingulidae.
AUGAGAUUAGCCCAUUGCUGCCUUACCUUCUUCUAGGCAAUGUGAUCCACUAACGAGAAGCUGGCUCAGGAGAGAACAUUCACCAGAGUGGAAUACAGGGAUUCAGGGAGAUGCUCACCAACCUACAUAUAUUGGAACAUGAUGGAUCUGAAGUGAGGCGUACCUUGCAGAAUGCUUUAUUUUCGCUCAAUAGGGGCAGAUACAUCAAUCAGUCACGACUGUCAGGUGCCAAAGCUUUAAAGGGAUUACUAUUAAUGGAGUUACUAGUACUUUUUUUCUGUCUUUGUUUGCCUAAUGGGAUAUUGUACUGUGAAAAGUACCAGAGGAUAUUGCAUUGUUGGGUUAAUACACUGGCAGGGACAGCUGAAGAGCCUGCUGAGGUACAAAUAUCUUGUUGAAAGCAUCUGGUGAAUCCUGAGGUGCUAAGUACUGAUAAUGUUAUGAUGUUCCUGUGUGAAGUGGGAGAUAAUGAGAUAAUGGCUGACAGAUGAAAUGUAAAGUGGGAACAGUGUCGAUAUCUCCUGUAUUCUCAUUGUGUUUAUAACACUAAAUAUAAUGAUAGCUGGCUGAAUAAAAUGAACGCUGUGACACUGACACUGAGAAAUGUACCAGUGCUUUUAUGGUUUUGUAUCCACUUUGAGGUACUAGUAUUGAAUUAUAUAGCAAAAAAGAUAUAGAUUGAAAAUGGAUGACGCCAUCACAAAGUCAUCAACAUGGCUGACUGUGCCAAGUUUUAACGAGACCAAGUCACAUUCAACAAGCAGCAAAAAACUAAUAAGAUUCUUUGAACCUUGGAGAGAGUCUGCAGAAGAGCAGCUGAAAGUGGCUGCAGAUUACUUAGAGACUAAACGUCAGCUGCAGCCUAACUUCAGGAGAUAUUUUAAUGCAGCAGACCCACAGGACUCUGCCCCCUUUGAACUGACUUUGAGAAAUGUUCAGGGUUUGGAGGAGAUUGACCUGGAUGAGGAUAAAAAGGGUGUCCACUACCAGUUGCGGCUCAGUCUGUUUGAUGUGACAUACAAGCAGUUCUUUGGAAGGACGUGGAUAGGACCAGAGAGCACAGCCAAGUCAACAGGACAGAAAUUUAAAGUUAAUUUUAAUCAGAAUGUCUAUUUCCACACCACUCUCAAUGACCUGAGUAUUGUACUGGUGGUGGAACUGGUGGCGGUGAGUUUUGAUAAAAGUGGCCAUAAGAGACACAGGUCCUGUGGCUGGGGGAUGGUCAGGAUAUUUAAGUACGAGGGAGAAAUGGAGGAUACGUCCAGCGGAAAACAGGGGCCAUCUCAAAGAGUGGACCUGUACCAUGGCACGCCUAGAGCUCUUCUGUACCUGGAGGAUCCUAUAGAAAGCAAUGAACUCCUUCAACUCAUCAAGGGCUGCCAGUUGUCAUAUUCCAUUAGAACUCACAGGGCUCUGCAGAAAGUUUUCCACCUGUUGCCUGAGAAUGUCAUAGUGGGAAAUAACAGUGUAGUACCUGGUAUAGCAGAGGGAGCCAAGGACCCUGAGAACCCAGGGGCUGGUGUGGAGAAUCUCAAGAAGCCCAAACUGUUAAAACAAGUUCAGUGUUACGUGGACAAGGUGAACAUCAUGCUGUAUCCUAACGUGGAGAAGUUUGAGGAGGAGCUGUGCCGUCUUUGUAAUGAGGACAGAAUUAACCGAGAACACAGGGUGGCAGAUGGUAGCAAUGUCACUGUGUCAGAGAGAAGGUUACUGGUUGGUGUCCACAAUGGCUGGUGUUAUGUACAGGACCCCCAGGUGGCGCACCUCGUCCCCGACUCUCAGGCUCACAAGAAAGGAGCAACUCUGAAGAGAGGACACCAGCGCUCUGCUUCUACUGGCUCUAUUGGCAGUUCCAGUUGUGUGUCUCUAGUCCUGAGGAACAGUAUCCCACUAGAUGGUAUGGUGGAGGACCCCAUGAUGUCUAUAGUAUUCCUGCUGGAGUAUGUGGUCUCUGAGCCCAUGAAUGCUGAGGACAGGAAGCUCUCUCACAGCAUGGUGAAGUCCCAGACACACACAGUGGCUGUCAGGUGGGCCGUCUGGUCUCCAUUCUCUGCUGGGGGUCAGCAGGAAGUAACAAUAUCUCUGAUUGGUGGACCCACACCCAUGCCUAACGAAGUGUUCAUGUAUAAAGGUGUUUCAUUGGAGGACAGCAAUGUGAAGAAUGCACCUGGAAAUCUGGCAUUUAACUUUGUGGUCAACAAGAAGAAGGCUGAGGGUAUUUCUGGUGCAGGCAGCCAGGUAUCUCUACAGUAUCCUACCUCCUCCUUGGUGAGAGGCCACUCCAUGGAGUCUGUGAACACCACUGAAGAUGGCAGCACUGUGCUCCAGGCUCUGCCCACUGCUGGUCUCAGUGGAAGACCACCUCUGCCUGGUAGAGGGGGGAAAUCUCUGCUUCAAGCCUCAUCGCGUGAUGUCGGGAAGAUUCAUACCCCUAGUCUCCAGACUUCUGCAGCCACUAAUGAUACCGUUAUUGUGCAUCAGGACCAGUCCCAGUCACGUGGUGCAGGCCCCAUGUCUCUACAGGUGCCCCAGGGACAGCCUUAUGGGUCCCCACAGGAUAUGCCUUUCAACCAGAGCCAGCCAUAUCCCCCCAUGCAACCUCCCUACAUGAUGGCCGCCCCGUAUACACAGGGAUAUGGAAUGCCUUUUGCACAGGGGCCAGGCUUUGUACCUCCAUAUUCUCUGCCCAAUACAUACUCUGUUGAGAUCUCCCACCUGAGAGAUCCUGGGUCUGCCAGAGAUGGCACAGACCUUCAGGAGCUGCCCUUCACUCCAGUUCAUGCCCCAAUACUUGCUACAACACCUAAUACUAGAAGUGGCCAGGGUCUGUCCAGAGCAGCCUAUGCCAGACUCUACACGGCGGGAUUUCCACCAAUCCUGGACAGGUUUGGUGAAGCACCAGAGGUCGUUGACCCCGCAGACCAUGUGACCUUUGACCCUGCCAAGGAAGAGACGGACCCCCUGGUGUGCAAUGAGAUCUACUUGCAGUUCCUGGCAUUUGCUAAAUACUAUGAGCAGGAGCAGAAUACCAAGUCCAACGGCACGGUCUUCUUCACAUUCCAGUUUUACCGCUUUCCUCAGGUCACUUCAGAAAGGUUACUCCUCGGAGCCCAAGAAGGUGACCUAUCCCAACAGAAAGAAAAGGCCCCUUACAUCCUCCAAAAACUAGAGGCAGACGACACAGUGAAGAAGGGACCCCCUGGUUACCAGGUCAAAUAUUUUGUGGACCCCUCGUUUCUGAAGCCAGGAGAAGCCAAGCUGUUCCUGAAGCACCUGUCACAGCAGGUUCUCCACAUUGAUGUCUGGGAUGGAGAGUCACUGCUGCUGAUUGGGUCUUGUGCUGUAGAUCUCAGUCACCUGUGUCGUCAGGGUCGUGAUGCCCUCCAGGUGACGUACGAGCUGGACGUGAUGAUCACAGAGUACUCAGAGGACCAGGGGGACACUGGGGGGGAGGGGGCCCAGGGGACAAGUGUGAGGCCAGUAGGGGUAAAUACCUCUCUGAAAGGGAGGCUGCAUCUGAGGCUUGCCAAUGUGGGCCAUCCUGCCGACAAGAAGACAAAACUGGCAGAGACAGAGCCUGCUUUGCCCCUGAAGAAGUCUCGGUUAGUGGUGGCGUCAGAGGGUGCUAACAGCAGCGGGUUCCUGGGAGGAAGUCUGAAUGCUGGACUGGCACAGUCACAUAACUCAGGUCUAAGAAAGUCAAAAGUCGCGAGAGCACAGCACGUGACUGAGACACAUCGCGAGUUGGCGUCUGUGUUAGUCACGCGUCGUGACCCCAUGACCUCCGGGGUAGACGACACGGAGAAUAUGGAUCCUGUCAAGAGGCGGAAGUUGGCCAGGAUGAUGGCCAUCAGACAGUUACAGCAACAGCAACAGCAGCCGUCAUCUGAGAGGAGCUUGCCACUGUCGUCUUACAAACAGUUAAAACAGGAAAGAACCAGAGACCUGAAGACCAUAGACCUGUACAGGCAGCAGACCAAACAGGAGGGAAUCCUCACCAUGUUAAACAGUGCCAUCACAGCCCAGCACAACAUCUACCCCUCUCUGGGAACCUCCGAGUUCUUUGAGUUUGUUCUGAGAAACCCGUACAAUGUCCAGCACACUAUCACCAUAGAGUGGACAGACCCUGAGUUGUAUGUUGUGACAGAUGCCAGGGAGUGGCGGUACUUCAAGCAGCUGAAUGAGGUCCACACCCCACUGGAAGAGGCCAUGUUUAACCUCCAGAGCUCCUCCCAGUACCCCCAAGUGUUUCUGAGACCCAAAGAGACCCUGAAUAUCCCCUUCAAGUACCUCUCCUACAGGGCGGACCACUCUGUGCAACCACAGGGCCCCAUCAAUCCAUUCCAUGCCCAGUUCCAGCAGUCCAGCAGACAAGAGGAUGCUCUGGCCACCAAGGUGGUCAAGGUGUACUUCAAGACUGAGGACAACCGCCCCAUCUCCAUCCUGGCCCUCAAUGUAGACCCCAUCCCACACGUCGUAGACCAGACCUUCAGGUUCCACCACCCAGAACAGUCCUUCCUGAAGAAAUCCAUCAGACUACCUCCCUUCCAGAUGUUACCAGGUGCUCCAAUAGGUGGCGCUGGGUUACAGCAGCUGUUUGUACGCUGUAGUGAUAACAAUGUGAUAUGUGAGACAAGACCUGUUCAGACUGGAGAACCACAGGAUGUCUUCAUCAAGGUGGCCUGUGGUGCGUCUCCUCAAGUAAAGAAGUUUUUCCUGGCCAUCUACAGUGAUCCUUUCCUGUCCAAACCUCUGCAGAUCUGGCAGUUCUUUGUCCACUCUCUACAGAGGGUGGAUGCUACGUGUGUUGAAGGACAAACCAGUAGAUUCUCCCUCAUUCUCAGGGGUACACAGGCGUCCCGUCUGGUGAAAUGUUUCUCCUCACAUCCAUACGAGAUGUCCCUGGAACCCAAAGACCCCUUCAUGCUGGCUGCAAACGCUGUCCACGAACUCCACGUUGGCGUACGUGCUGUAAACGUCGGCUCUAAAUUCAUGUACAUAAAUGUCGUAGACAUUGAAUUCCAUCAGUUAGUCAGGACUUGGCUGGUCAACUUAUCAUGCAGAUCACCAGUUGUAUCAAAGGCUUUCGAGUUAAAACUGCCUGUAGGUGGCGGUAAAGGCUGCAACAAGAGAAUCUCGUACACAAAUCCUUACCCGCACAAGAAGGUGUUUCAUCUGAGGACCAAUCGCAGUGACUUGCUCCAGUUUAAGGACACUAGGUUGGAGAUCGGAGGAGGAGAGCCGCAUACAAUCGGCCUCAGAUUCGCUCCAGCUCAGACCCCAGGAAUGACGGAGAUUCUGAUUUUUAUUAACGACGAUGACGAUAAAAAUGAAGAGACUUUCUGUGUGAAAGCAGUUUACAUGGUGCAGUGAGGGGAUGCCGGGUCUGAAUGUUUAUUUAUUUAUUUGUUUGUUUAUUUAUUUAUUUGUUCCUCUUUAUUGCAAGAGAAGUUCUUGUGCCUUACAGUUAGAAGAUCUCGCGGUGGAUGUUGAUCGUUACUUAGCAUCCAUUGAUAUUGUUUCUAUGCAUUCAAUGUAUUCAGGUCACGUGGAUAUUUUAGAGAGAAGGAUAAAC